AUAUGGCAAUUGAAAGAAGAGAAAAUAAUUUACAGCACUUGUGCUAAUCUGUCAUACUUGGGCUGAGUUAUUUCUCUUGGUUUCAGAUUACUUAUGGAGGAGUUCACUUUCUCUAUGCCAUUCCCAUCCCUCGGAUCAUCUGCAUGAAUUAUGUUACUCUGCUGUACAUCUAUAAAUAUAUUAAUCAAAAUGUUUCUGUUUUCGCACUCUAAGUUGAGACUUCUUUCCACAAAGGAUUCAUUGCAGCAACUGUAGCUUCAGAGUAUAAUGGCAUCUCAGAUUUGUGCUGACCAAUAUGACAUUUCUAAGGCUGUGCUGAAUGUCAACAAGGAAGCAGAUGUAAAAGAGGAAUAUGAGCUGGAAAUGAAACCCAAUGACAACUGGGAAACCUAUCUUGUGCCUGGGCCGAUAGCCAUAGCUGUUUUAGGAGAAUUAAUUAAAAUAUCAGUAAAGAAUGAUUUUUCAAUUAAUAAAAAUUCUCCUGAAGAUGGAUACAAUUACAUUAGGUACCCAGUAUCCUUCCGAGCCUGUCUUAUGCAUAUAGUAAAUGAAGGCUAUGAAGCAUUUAGUAUGGUACACAAGAAUAUGGAUGAAAUCCAGCUGCACUCCACCAAUAUUCCUGACUACAUAAAGGAAAUUGUUCAGAUUCUUGUUCAAGCAGAUGAUGAGCUUGCAAAAUUAUUACUACCAGACCAUCUGAUUAAUAUUAAAGACAUUUCUGAAAAAUGCACAGCCUUAUCUGCUGCAGCUGAGAACAAAUUUUUAUCUGUUAUUCACACUGUCCUAGAGCUUCUUGAAGCAUGUGUAAAUGCAAAGAAAGUUUAUCAAGAAGAGUUGAAAGAUAUUAAAAAUUCCACUAAUAUAAAAAAAAUGAUGAAAGCUUUAGGCGAUGUAAAGGACCAGUGGGAAAAAAUUGUACGUUUUUUCCUAAUGAUUUCUGAACUAAUAAAAACAUGUCUAAACAAAUCAGUUAAACGGUUAUGUAACACAAGUGAAAAUGUUUCAAAAUCAAUAAAGUACACAUCAAAUUCAUUUGUCAGGGACUUGAUUUAUCAACAAGCUUUACAAGCCUGCAAUAUGGCAAACCUCAUCCACAUGAUUUCCGAAACGUAUACUGAGGUUUCAGACCGUUACAUUAUAGACCUAGUCAUUGGCCUAGGCAGGCUUUUUGCAUUGGACCCUAGUAGCUUCGAGUUUCAGAAACUUGCUGAAGGGUGUAAAACAGCACAGGAAGGAAUACUUGACAUUGUGGAAAAGAAGAAAACAGAGUUUGAAAACAAAACCGAUAUGAGAGUCAAGAAGCUUGAAACUAAACUUGAAGCGCUGAUGCCCGAUCAGCAGAUUGAAAAGAACUUGUCAGCGGGCAUGAGACCUCUAAUUGAAGACAAAAUUUCACAAUUCUUCUAAAUUAUGAAUGCUGAUAUUAAUGAAUCAAAGCCAGAGAUGAACCUGGAAUUGUAAUUGCACUUUUGCAGUUCUAUUAUUAAGCACUCGAUCUUUUGUUAUUAGUGCAAAUUACAAAUACCUGGUCAUUAUUCCGACUGGCUGUAGCACCUUGCAAAUACUUAAUAAUUUUGCUAAUAAAUAACAGGAUAAAAUAAUCUUGUGUAGAUCUGCAGUUUUAUUUACUAGUCUGAUGUAUGAGUUCAUUAAAGUAAAAUCCAUUUAUACAUGCUGUA
This is a messenger RNA of Protopterus annectens (West African lungfish), 1679 nucleotides long. RefSeq lists its product as uncharacterized. Bases 268 to 1407 code for a protein of 379 amino acids. The transcript is spliced from 2 exons. The record is from RefSeq and is a predicted model, not a curated record. NCBI's taxonomy places the organism in Eukaryota, Metazoa, Chordata, Ceratodontiformes, Protopteridae.